AAUUGCUUGCGAUUGUGAUUUUUGCGAAUAAUUGAAUGCUAAAUGCUGGAUGCUGAAUGCUGAAAUGGAUGAAAUCAACACCCUCGUCGCCCAGUACUUCCAGCUGGUCGACCCCCACCAUCUCAAUCUCCCCGAUGGCCCAACCAUCGUCAAACCCGCCAUCCAAACAGCCCUCUACGAACGCAUGUUCAACGAGGAUACUGUAUGGCCUAUUCCACCGGUGAAUUACCGGUCUCGAGUGUUAAAAAUGAUCAUCUCGAGAAUCGAAGAGUCCAUCUCGGAUCCUGAGGAGGAUGAGAUCAUAUCCGAUCUCAUGGAAACCUGGUCCACCCUCAUGACCACCCCCAAACCAUCCCCUCUCCAACAAGCCCAACAACUCUCCUACAUCAAAUACACUGCCCCAACCACCACUGCCAGCACAGUCACUACCCCCCGCACAGUCAUCACCUCCGAAUCAAGAGGCCUCAUCCUCUCUGCCGGCACAACCGGUUUCCGAACCUGGGAAGCAGCCCUCCAUCUCGGCUCUUUCCUCGCCACGCCCGCCGGCGAAGCCCUCGUCCGCGGGAAACGAGUUAUUGAGCUCGGCGCGGGUACGGGGUUUCUGUCUAUGUUUGCGGCCAAGUAUCUAGGUGUGCAGAGGGUGGUUGUCACGGAUCGGGAGGAGGCGUUGUUAGAUUCGAUUCGGGACUGUGUGGGGAGGAAUGAGUUGGAUGGGCGCGUGUUGAGGCCGGCGAUUUGGGAGUGGGGGAGCCCGUUGGAUUUUGAGAAGGGGGAUGAUGGUGAAGAUGGGGUGUUUGAUGUUGCGCUCGGGGCUGAUUUGGUAUGCUUCAUUUCAAUCUCAUUCGCUAACUAGUCCAGUCUGUGAGGCUUACGAUGAUAGAUCUAUGAUACCGAUCUCGUUCCACUCUUGUUAUCAACAUUAACGACCCUUUUUGAUACUUACAAGAUCAAGUGCUUUA
Molecule: messenger RNA, 959 nt
Organism: Aspergillus wentii DTO 134E9
Lineage: Eukaryota; Fungi; Ascomycota; Eurotiomycetes; Eurotiales; Aspergillaceae
Product: protein-lysine N-methyltransferase
Exons: 2
Coding region: 65-853 (262 amino acids)
Source: RefSeq, a predicted model, not a curated record